AUUGGGCUGUGGGAGUGCCCUGUGCUGUAUAAGUAACACACCACACACCGGCUUACUAGUGGAGUGUAGGUCUUCUGACAGGUUACAGAGCAAUCCUGAAUCUCACUGGGGUCUGAGCAGAGUAAGGUUUCAUCUCCAAGUUGGAAGCAUGAAGAUUCAGUGUGUUGCCCUGUUCUCCCUCCUGCUCCUGAUCUCACAGCUGUUCUUGGUGGACUGUAAAAAACAGAAGGAAAGAAAAAAUGGGAAAGAUGGUAAAGGAGAGGAGAGACAGACUGGCUCUGCUAGCAAGAAUGAGAGAGGUCAAAAAGACAAUGGAGAAAAAAAGUUCCCUCGGGGCAGAUUUUCCACUCGAGAGAAUGUCCCCUGUACCUGGGCAGUGACUGAGAAGGAGGGGAUCACCUUGAAAGUACGAUGUAAAGGAGAGGAAGCCCAGUUUGAGUGUACCUAUGCAGGCAAUCCGUCUUCCUGCCCCAAUUUUGCAGGCAAUGAAAAAGCCUACUGGAAGCAAAUUGGUCGUGCCCUGCAGAAACAGAAGAACCUUUGUGCUGAUUCAAAGAGUGUCCUCAAGUCCCGUGUAUGCAGGAAAGGUGCCCAUAGUGCCCAUCUCAAAAUGGUGGACUCUACCAUCAAGAACAAGAGCCAGGAAAAGAAGGGGAAAAAGCAUCCUCCAACAUCACCUUCCACUGUUAGACCAACCACUCUGACUACUAAGCCAACUGGUCACCAAUCAACAACUGAGAAGUGUAUGGAGGAUGUUGAGGUUAUCAACCAGAGAAGGGUGGCAGAGGAAUACUGUGGAGAGUCCUGGAGUUCUUUAUGCACCUUUCUGCUCACCAUGUUACAGGAUAAAAAGUGCUAGCAAACUCGGACACUCAGUCCCAUUCUUUAGUCCCUGCCCUGAAAUUGGAGCCUCUCUCUCUCUUUAUGUGCUGCAGAGUUUUCAUUCAAGUUUCCCUUUAUAGCAUGAACUUCCAAGGUGCUGGAAUGGAAGAAAUUACAGCUAUGUAUUUAAAUGUGUUUUGUAAUUUUUUCUUUUUUUUAAUAUUUUGUAAUUUUUAUUUCCUUAGAUUUUAUUUUCAUAGAGGCUGCUAACAAUUGCCAGCAUAUGUUACAAAGACUGUAAAGAAGUUGUGUGUUUAUGUGUAUAUAUUUAUAUAUGUAUGUAUACACGUAAAUAUAAAGAUAUGUCAGUAAAUGCAUAUGUGUAUGUACAUGUACAUGCAUGCACAAAGCGGGUUCUAUCCAAUCCCUCUUUGGGUUCAGCAUGCCAAAGAGAUGGUUUCAGUGCAAUGCACUCACUCUCUGACAACCUAUAUUGCUUUUCACCUGGCCAGGUACCCCAGCUUGGCUAAGAUAAUAAAGUUUUGCAAAUAUA
Monodelphis domestica (gray short-tailed opossum) is the source of this 1375-nucleotide messenger RNA. RefSeq names its product fibroblast growth factor binding protein 1 (gene FGFBP1). Gene Ontology annotation, biological process: cell-cell signaling. Lineage: Eukaryota; Metazoa; Chordata; Mammalia; Didelphimorphia; Didelphidae. Gene Ontology annotation, molecular function: growth factor binding. The record is from RefSeq and is a predicted model, not a curated record.